AUGCCUCAACUAUCUUUUGUGCGCCUUGCAGCGCUGUUAGCUGUCAUCCCGACUUUCGUUAGUGCCUCUCCGACUUUCCGCAAACUCGGCCGCGCGCCUUCAACCGUGUCCUGCCCUGGCUCUGACGGUCAAACUGUCACCGUCGGCACUUCAUCUUUCCAGAUUACAUGCGACUAUGAUUACUACGGCUCAGACAUUACCAUGUCUUGGGAGACGACUCUCAGUAACUGUCUUGCUACUUGCAGUACUACGACCGGGUGUACUGCCGUCUCCUACAACGGAGGUGCCUGUUACAUGAAAGAUUCGGAUGCUGGCGGUCAGGCUAAUACCGGGGUGUGGGCUGCUAAGAAGGUUCCCACGCUCUCCAGCUCAUCGGCGAGCUCAUCGGCGAGCUCUUCGACUACUAGCAUUUACUCAGCACCUGUAGCUACGACGACACCGGAUAUUAAAACACUCUCUUGCCCUCAAUCUGAUGGGCUGGCCUAUACCGCACAAGAUGGCGCCACGUACUUGAUCCAAUGCUCAACGGACUAUUACGGAGGCGAUUUGAGUGUCUCCUGGGAGUCAGACCUGGGAAGCUGCAUUGAAACCUGCGAAGCAACACCAGAUUGUGUUGAUGUCGCGUACCGCCCUGGCACUCCUGGUCCCUGCUAUUUGAAAUCCAUCGUUCGCACCCCAGUGUCCAAUUCAGAUGUCUGGGGAGCGAUACUUGCAACCGCGACGGCUUCGUCAACCACGUCUCCAGCCGCAGCUUCGACCUCGUCAACCUCAUCAAGCGCCUCGUCAACCUCAGCCAGUCUAACAGCAUGCCCGGUGCCAACAUGUUCUCCACCGGCUGGAACAAUCGGCUCUGGAACGAUCAUGGACCCAGGAUUCGAGACUCCUGGUACCACUCCUGACUGGGCUCUUAUCGAUGGCCAAUUGGCCGAUGACGCAGGCGGGUUCUACUUCGAGUACAAGAACGGCGAUGUAUAUACUGCCCAUAGUGGGACCCACUACGGACACCAAACCUUCGGUUCUCGGACGGAUUGGGGCAAGUUCGGUACCACGAUCCUAGACCUGACUCCGUGCGUUCAGUACACCGUAACUUUCUGGGUCUUGAAAAACACCAACGCACACGCUGUCGUCAGUGUCGAAGGAUGCUCUCUGGAUGUAGCGCCUCUCGGCGGUACCAGCUCUUACACUCAGUAUUCAUUCACCUUCACGGCGAGUGGUACGACUGCCAGUUUUGCUAUCACGGGAUCUUGCCCAGCUUUCGACGGGGCUUGCGGGCUUCUCUAUGACGACUUCGCAAUUGCUCCUGUACAAGCCUCCGUAGCCACAUCGACGACGUCAACAAUAUCGACAACAUCGACAAGUUCGACAACGUCAACAAGUUCGACAACGUCAACAAGUUCGACAACGUCAACAACGUCGAGCACGCCGACUCCUACUCCAACCCCAGCACCUAGUGGGUGCGGCCUAAUCAAGGACAUGGACUUUGAAACUCCCGGCACCUCCCCAGACUGGACGAUGCUGCAAUCCAUUCCCUCCACCAACGGCGUCACCGUCGCAUUCGAGAACCGCGAUGGCCCCGCUGGAACAGCCCACGGCGGCACCCACUACGGAUACCAGAGCAUCUUCUCCGGCGGCGGCGGUCAUUUCGGCACCACCAUUACAAACCUCAACUUAAACACUCCGUACACUAUUGCCUUCUGGGUCAAGAAGAAUAUCUGUGCGGACGUCUGGAUCAUGAUCAACGGGGUAAACGGGAAUAUACGCAUACCGCCUGCUUCUGCUGGAGGGGUUACCGAUAGUACGGUUUGGUAUCACCAAUCGUUUACGACGAUGGCUUUUACUAGUAGUAUCGCGAUCGAGUUUGAUACGACGUGUCCGGGGUAUGAUGGGCAGUGCGAUGUUUAUUGGGAUGAUUUCUCAGUGUAUCCAGCCACUGGGGUACCGGCUGGAUGUCCACACUAGAACGUCCCCGACCUCUCGGGGUUUUUUAGUGCAUGAUGUUUAUGAAUAUCGCUAAUUCGACAUAUAAUACAUCCUAUAUCCAGUC
Mytilinidion resinicola is the source of this 2044-nucleotide messenger RNA. RefSeq lists its product as uncharacterized. Bases 1 to 1959 code for a protein of 652 amino acids. Lineage: Eukaryota; Fungi; Ascomycota; Dothideomycetes; Mytilinidiales; Mytilinidiaceae. The transcript is spliced from 2 exons. The record is from RefSeq and is a predicted model, not a curated record.